GGAAGGGGGGAGGCGCGGCGCCCGCCCACCGCGGGUCGUUGGCGGAGCGCGAUGGCGAGGUUCAUCCUGGGCCUGGUGGAGCUCGGGGUCAGCGCGGCCGUGCACCUGCUCUUCGGCUUCUACGUCUUCAGCACGGCCGUCGCGGCGGACAUCUCGCAGGCCGCCGCCGCGUCCGGGUGCCCGCUGCUGCGCCGCCCGCCCCCGGCCGCGGGGCUCGUCGACGUCGCCGCCGCCGCGGCCGAGGAGGAGGACGAACGCAGGGGCGUCGUGCUCGACGGCUCGCCGCCGCCCAUCGUCCUCGUCCACGGCAUAUUCGGCUUCGGCAAGGGGAGGCUCGGCGGGAUGUCCUACUUCGCCGGCGCCGAGAAGAAGGACGACCGCGUGCUCGUGCCGGAUUUGGGGUCGCUCACCAGCAUCCAUGACAGGGCGCGGGAGCUGUUCUACUACCUCAAGGGGGGACAGGUGGACUACGGCGUGGAGCACAGCCAGGUUUAUGGGCACACGCGCUUCGGGAGGAUCUAUGAAACAGGGCAUUAUCCUGUGUGGGACGAGCAGAACCCUGUGCACUUUGUGGGGCACUCGGCCGGCGCGCAGGUUGUGAGGGUGCUGCAUCAGAUGCUCGCUGAGAAGGCUUUCCCUGGGCAUGAUACUUCUGAAGACUGGGUUCUGAGCCUUACUUCCUUGUCAGGCGCCCUUAAUGGAACCACACGGACUUACUAUGACGGCAUGCUGGCUGAAGAUGGGAGAUCCAUGAAAUCAAUUUGUCUUCUUCAGCUCUGCAGGCUUGGAGUCAUUGUCUAUGAUUGGCUGGACAUUCCUUGGCUGAAGAAUUACUACAAUUUCGGUUUUGAUCACUUUGAAAUGUCAUGGAGAAAAGUUGGUUUUUCUGGUUUAGUUGAUCUCCUGCUAGGGAAUACUGGGCCGUUUUCCUCAGGAGACUGGAUUCUCCCUGACCUCACAAUUCAAGGAUCUCUAAAAAUUAACUCCACCCUCAAGACCUUUCCCAAUACAUUCUACUUCAGUUAUGCUACAAAGAGAACUCGGAAGCUAUUUGGAAUUACAGUACCAUCAAGCGUCCUUGGAGUUCACCCGAUGCUCUUUCUCAGAGUUCUCCAGAUGUGUAUGUGGCGGCACCCUCAAAACGCGCCUCUACCUUACAAAGGAUACAGGGAUGAAGAUUGGGAAGAUAAUGAUGGGGCUUUGAACACAAUCUCCAUGACGCACCCUCGCAUUCCCAUAGAGCAUCCUAACCGUUUUGUAGUGGAUGAUUCUGACUGCAAUCCUUUGCAACCUGGGAUAUGGUAUCACAAGAUCAUUGAGGGUGAUCACAUUCUUUUCAUUGUAAAUCGGGAAAGAGCUGGAGUGCAGUUUGAUUUGCUGUAUGAUGGCAUUUUCGAGCGCUGCAGAAAGCAUGCAUUUAGGAAGAGUCCCCCUACCAUGCCAAACGAAACAAGUCAAUAGAAGAUUAAACUAAGCAUUCUAGGUAGUAGUGAGGAAGAAACAAGGUGGCCAUGGAGCUUUUUUCGCUUCUCUUCAUCUCCGGCCUCCAUGCACUUGGAUGUAACUUCAACAUUGUAAACUGUAAAUUAAUUUGUCCAUUUGAGCAAAUGGCACGCUUGAUACCGCCGGUUCUUGGAAGGAGGGGUUUUGCAACUUGCUUUCCGCUGCCCUCACGGCACAAUGCAAGGAAGGAGGGGUUUUGCAACUUGCUUUCCGCUGCCCUCACGGCACAAUGCAAGGAAGGAGGGGUUUUGCAACUUGCUUUCCGCUGCCCUUACGGCACAAUGCAAGGAAGGAAGCUUGUAAUCGAGCAGGAGGUUACAGAUCAAUACCAGCAUUUAUCUAUGACCUUAAUGGGGCUUGUACAUAUUAAGGAUUGUAUCUAAAUUGUAUCCAUGGGGCUACUUUGUAUGUUAGGCAAUGGUUUUGACGGAAGAGCUGGUCUAUGAUUGCACUGUUUGUUUCAGUGAGUUUGUCA
Messenger RNA from Triticum dicoccoides, 1978 nucleotides. Its product is annotated as lipase-like. Bases 52 to 1461 code for a protein of 469 amino acids. The record is from RefSeq and is a predicted model, not a curated record. NCBI's taxonomy places the organism in Eukaryota, Viridiplantae, Streptophyta, Magnoliopsida, Poales, Poaceae. The transcript is spliced from 8 exons.